AUGGCUGAAGCACCCAGAGCUUGUAACCAAGAAAUAGACCUUAAUAAUUUAGACCUCGAACGCUCCUACACUCUGGAAGAGUUCGAGUAUAUCAAUGACCGGCUGAAAAAUUAUACUUUGGAAAUCGACGGACACCCUGUUAACCUUUUUGAGCUUGACAAAAACGGAAAACUAGUACCCAAACAACAAACACCGUGCCGUAGAGAACAAGUGGUUGCAGAAAUUACUUGGCAGUUGGCCAACUGGAAUAUACAAACUCAACAAGGUGGUGGUGUCACUUCAUCGCAGGGUGGAUUUGAUUUUACCGUUGAUCAUGAAACAGCGAUUAGGGCACCAGACGUUGCUUUCAUGCCCCAAUAUAUAGUCCAACGGCUGACUGAUGCACAGGCUUGGUCCUUUCAGGGUGCUCCCUUCACCCCUACAUUUCUUGUUGAAGUUGCUAAUAUCGGAGAGGAUACAGAUAAUUCAAAAUUCAAGGAAGUGGAUGAAAGAUUUAAAAAAGAACUCAUAAUACAAAGCACAGUGGUCCAGCUUGGCUGGUUGAUCGAUCCCCAACAUAAGCGAAUUUACAUAUAUAGGAGGGGUAGGAGACGUAGUAAUCCUGGAUGGGAAGAUAUUAGCGGUGAAAAUGUUUUGCCAGGUUUUGAGUUGGAUAUGUCUUUAAUUGAUAGAAUUAUUGAUCCACCACCGCCAGCAUCUCCAAGACCUCAAGUUCAAGCCAAUUGUCCUUAUUGUAAUAAUGCUUUCAACAACACUUAUGAACUCAUAAAACAUCUUGAAAGUGUCCACUGUUAA
Molecule: messenger RNA, 795 nt
Organism: Rhizophagus irregularis DAOM 181602=DAOM 197198
Lineage: Eukaryota; Fungi; Glomeromycota; Glomeromycetes; Glomerales; Glomeraceae
Source: RefSeq, a predicted model, not a curated record